AUGAACAAGCUGUUAUCUGCAAAGAUACUACUUCCAUAUGACUAUUACUACUUGAAAUACUGCAGGCCGCCGACAAUCAGAGAUGCUGCUCAAAACUUUGGACAAGUUCUUCGUGGUGACCGCACUUCUGUUUAUACAGUUACUAUCUAUCACUACUUCCUUUCCUUAUUUUCUCUUUUUAUUGCAUUGUUGUCAAUAUUUUCUGAAUGGAGCUUGGGAUGUUAUAAGUUCCACAUGAGAGAGGAGCAAUCCUGCACAGUGACUAGCAGAAUUGUCCUAAGUGCUCAAGAUGCGAAGGAUUUUAAGGAAAAAAUUGAUGACGAGAUUCUAGGCGAUCUUCCUGUUGUUGUACGUAAGCAAAAUCUAGAUGGAAGUCCAUCAACUAUCUACCAGCAGGGUUUUGAAGUUGGAUUCAAGGCAUUCUACGAAGGGACUGGUGAAGUGUAUUCAUAUUAUAUCACUAAUCACUUAAGCUUCAAAGUGAUGUACCAUAGAGAUGAAGAAGCUAAUUCUGCUAGAAUUGUGGGGUUUGAAGUUACUCCUAACAGCAUUAAGCACGAGGUCCAGUGGGAUUAUACUAAUAGAUUGAACGUGUCGACAUGCAACAACAGCACCAGAUACAUGUUUGAAGAGGGUGGUGUUUUUCUUCAGGAAGUUUACGCAGGCGCAGAUAUCGUAUUUUCAUAUGAUGUUGUCAACAAGAAGAGUGAGAGUGAGUGGGCAUCAAGGUGGGAUGUCUACCUCUGGAUCAAUGAUGGACAAAUCCACUGGUUCCCAAUUGCCAACUCAUUGUUGAUCAUGCUCUUCCUUGGUGGCACAGUGGCAACGAUCAUGAUACGGACUCUGCGCAAGGGCAUUGCUGAUAAAAAUGGCCAAAAAACAGAAUUUGCAGCAAGAUGUAAAAGAAGACAUUGCAACUUGAGGAAGAAAAGAGUUUUUGCAUUAAGCUUUCAUUGA
Messenger RNA from Salvia hispanica, 957 nucleotides. Lineage: Eukaryota; Viridiplantae; Streptophyta; Magnoliopsida; Lamiales; Lamiaceae. The record is from RefSeq and is a predicted model, not a curated record.